Triplophysa dalaica is the source of this 3074-nucleotide messenger RNA. It is a transcript of the gene mpp3a, whose product is annotated as MAGUK p55 scaffold protein 3a. NCBI's taxonomy places the organism in Eukaryota, Metazoa, Chordata, Actinopteri, Cypriniformes, Nemacheilidae. Gene Ontology annotation, cellular component: plasma membrane; cell-cell junction. The transcript has 19 exons. The record is from RefSeq and is a predicted model, not a curated record. Gene Ontology annotation, molecular function: protein binding. The coding region runs from base 148 to 1923 and encodes 591 amino acids.
GAGAGAGAGAGACAGAAAGGGAGAGACUGGGGCGGUAGCUAGAGGAAGAGUCGCAGUAAAACAUCAGUAAGGCAGCCUUCUAUACACAACAUAUCCAGCAACACUGGAACAGAAGAGCAGACACAGAGCCAGAGGCCAAGCUAAUCCAUGAAAGAAGCUAUGCCAGUCCUCUCUGCCGGAGCAGGGUUGCAUGAGACGCUCGCCCUGCUGACCUCACAGCUGCGUCCAGAUGCCAAUCACAAAGAGGAUAUGGUCUUUCUCAAGGAUGUCUUUAGCGAGAGGAGUCUUGGCUAUCUUAUGAAGAUCCAUGAGAAGUUGCGACAGUAUGAAAGGCAGAGCCCCACCCCUGUUCUCCACAGCGCCUCCACUCUAGCAGAGGAUGUGGCAGAGGAGUUACAAAGUGGACCGAUGAGUGUUGAGGAAAAAGAGCUUCUGCAUCUGCUGACAUUACCUCAUCUUAAGGCAGUUUUGUCGGUUCAUGACACAGUUGCGCAGAAGAACUUUGACCCUGUGCUUCCUCCGCUGCCUGAUGACUUUGAAGAUGAGCUUGAUGAGGAUUCUGUCAAGAUUGUGCGCUUGGUCAAAAACAAAGAACCACUGGGAGCCACAAUUCGUCGGGAUGAUUCCACAGGGUCUGUGAUUAUAGCUCGUAUUAUGAAAGGAGGGGCCGCAGACAGAAGUGGUCUGGUGCAUGUAGGUGAUGAACUGAGAGAGGUCAAUGGUGUUUCUGUAAUGAACAAGAGGCCAGAUGAGAUCAGUCAACUGCUGUCUCAGUCUCAAGGAUCUAUCACAUUGAAGAUCAUCCCAGCCAUCAAAGAGGAAGACAUGCUGAGAGAGAGCAAGGUGUAUAUGAGGGCGCUUUUUGAUUACAUUCCAUUGGAGGACAAGGCCACGCCCUGUCAGGAGGCGGGGCUUCCGUUUAAACGAGGUGACAUCCUGCAGGUGGUCAGUCAGUGUGAUCAGACGUGGUGGCAGGCCAAGAGAGUGGGAGACAGUAAUCUGCGUGCAGGACUCGUCCCAUCCAAACUCUUUCAGGAGAGGCGAUUAGCCUACAGAAAUAAAAUGGGCACUCUUCCAAAUUCCAAAUCUCCAAAAAAGGCUGUCUAUGAUCAGGGCUGUGAUAAAGAGGACUGUGACUGUGAAGGCUAUUUCAAUGGACAGUAUAUAGCUGGUUUGCGGAGAAGUUUUCGUCUGAGUCGGAAGGACCGUCGUGGUUCUGCAGGAGAUGCCAAUGUUUCUGAACAGAAAGAAUCUGAGUUUCUGACCUAUGAAGAAGUGACACGCUACCAGCAGAGGCCCAAUGAGAGGCCCAGAUUAGUAGUUCUCAUUGGUUCUCUUGGAGCAAGAAUCAACGAGCUGAAGCAGAAAGUAAUAGCAGAAAAUCAUCACCUGUAUGCUGUGGCUGUGCCUCACACCACACGGCCCAGAAAGAGUCAUGAAAAGGAGGGCGUAGAGUAUCACUUUGUGACCAAGCAGGGCUUUGAGGCUGAUGCCCAGAACAACAAAUUUAUAGAGUACGGGGAGUAUAAAGAGAAUCUGUAUGGGACCAGUAUAGAAGCCAUCCGCUCUGUUCAGGCGAAGAACAAGAUGUGUCUGGUGGAUGUACAGCCCGAGGCACUGAAGACCCUGCGGACAGCAGAGUUUAAGCCUUAUGUCAUUUUUGUAAAACCACGAAUUCCGGAGUCUCGUAGACGUCGCAGUGCUGGCACAUCACCAGGAGGGGGCGAACAAGGGCGAAUCACAGAGGAGGACAUGCAGGAAAUGCGUCUGUCGGCACAGCAGAUAGAUCAGCAGUACGGACAUCUUGUAGAUCGGGUCUUGAUUAAAGAAGACACUGCCAGUGCCUGCGCAGAACUACGUAGCAUCUUGGAAAGACUGGAACGGGAGACCUUCUGGGUUCCUGUGAGCUGGGUUAAGGCUUAAGACCCCAUACUCGGUUCCAGACUGUUGACCCCCACUGGUGCUGGGCUUAGUUUUCUUCCAUCGUGUCUAGCUUGACUGCACUGACCUUCAGGGUGUGGAUUUUUUGAGCAUGGGUUUGGGUUUGAGGAGGUAAAUUUGUAUAAAAUAACGAGACAAAGAGUAAAUAUCUUAAAACAGAUUUUGUUUUGGGGCUGGGACAAGAAGGCAGAUAUGCACUUGUCAUGAAUGUUUCAGUGAUUUUUUAAUGACAUUGGGUAUUUAUUAUAUUGUAUUAUGUCGACGUUUGUGGCUCACUAGGUUAAUUUUAAAUAGACUGUUCAUGAAAGCCAUACAUCCAACUAUAACAAAACAACAUUGGUAUUAAAUGCCUAUGGAUUAUGGUUAUCACGGUAACAUUGAUGUUUUUCCCGAUCUCCUAAUCUGGAAAGGUGAAAAUGGGACUUUACAGGAUGGACCAUACACUUGCAUAUCAAGCUGUAAUGCACGCUCAUAAAGAGACUUCCUAAGUGACUAUGACACUGUUUGAAAUCACUUCAGAAGUUGUUUUCAUUUUAUAAAGCUGUAGCAGCUUCUGAUGUCUGCUUUGAUCAUAACAUCCUGGUUCUCUCUCUGCAGAGCAUGACUGAUCAAUGUUUAAUCCUACUUAAGAAAAUGGUUAAUUUCUGCUGUGACAACAAACCGUCUCAAUGCACCUACUGUAGUUUUUCUUGACAGCGGAUCUCCUUGAACUGUGGAGGGUUUGGAAAGAUCACGCCAAAGCACUUAAGCUGUACAAUAUCUAUGUUAAUAUGUUUAAACCUAGCUUUACGAAGCUUAUGUGUUGAUGAAAAGAGACAGUGUUUAGGUGAGAUUAAAACCCAUGCCACUUAUUUUAAAACAAGACAAAAAAAUGAAACGGUUUAAAAUUAAAAUGGGGUAAAGCUCUGACAGUCUAAUAUGUACAUAUUGCAUCAAGAGCUUGUGUUUAUCUUUUUCCACUUACUGUAACAUUUACCAUUUUUUUCUUACUCAACAUAUCAUACAAAUCCUCUCGAUCCUACCUCACCCUGGUUUUGACUGAGAUGUGUUGCCUAUGUUGUAAACUGCCAGUCUUCUAUGUCAAAUUAUAUUAAGUGAAUGUUAUAUUCUGGUUGCAAGUAAAAAACUAAAUC